This is a messenger RNA of Salvelinus namaycush (lake trout), 3617 nucleotides long. RefSeq names its product alpha-mannosidase 2-like. The record is from RefSeq and is a predicted model, not a curated record. Gene Ontology annotation, biological process: mannose metabolic process; protein deglycosylation; N-glycan processing. NCBI's taxonomy places the organism in Eukaryota, Metazoa, Chordata, Actinopteri, Salmoniformes, Salmonidae. The transcript has 22 exons. Gene Ontology annotation, cellular component: Golgi membrane. Bases 20 to 3481 code for a protein of 1153 amino acids. Gene Ontology annotation, molecular function: alpha-mannosidase activity; carbohydrate binding.
GCAGUUUCGAUUGUAAAUUAUGAUGAAGCUCAGUCGGCAAUUCACUGUUUUUGGAAGUGCCAUAUUCUGUGUUGUUAUCUUCUCAUUGUACCUGAUGCUGGAUCACCUGCAAUUAGACCAUACCAAAAGUCCAAACAACGGUGGGGAUAAAUUGCAAAAUGGCCAGUUGUCCAUCCUGCAGGAUAAGAUUGACCGCUUGGAGAGACUACUGUCAGAGAACAAUGAGAUCAUAGCCAACAUCAGGGACUCUGUGAUCAAUCUGAAGGAGUCGGUCAAGGAUGGCCGUGGGGGUCUUGACGGCGGGAACAUGAGCCAAGGGCCCUAUCUAGAACUGCUGGCUUCGCCUCCACUGGUCCUCCCUAUUGACUCACAAGACUGUCAAUUUGCGGCAAGGGAGUUCUCCAAGCCAGCAGAUGGGGUGCAGUUGCUAGAUGUGUAUGACCUCCUGACCUUUGACAACCAUGAUGGGGGAGUGUGGAAACAAGGCUUUGAUAUCACCUACCAGGAGAAUGAAUGGGACAGCGAGCCACUGCAAGUCUUUGUUGUGCCCCACUCACACAAUGAUCCUGGAUGGCUGAAGACGUUUGACGACUACUACCGGGACCAGACCCAGCACAUCCUGAACAACAUGGUGGUGAAACUCCACGAGGACAGCCGCAGGAAAAUGAUCUGGUCCGAGAUCUCAUACUUCUCCAAGUGGUGGGACAACAUCGACGACCAGAAGAGAGAUGCUGUCAAGAGUCUGUUUGAGCAUGGCCAGUUGGAGAUCACAACGGGAGGCUGGGUGAUGCCUGAUGAGGCCAAUUCGCAUUACUUUGCAUUAAUUGACCAGCUAUUGGAGGGACACCAAUGGUUGGAGAGAAAUGUGGGAGUGAAACCCCAGACGGGCUGGGCUGUGGAUCCGUUUGGCCACUCCCCUACCCAGGCGUACCUGUUGAAACAGGCUGGCCUGGCCAACAUGCUCAUCCAGAGGGUGCACUACUCCGUCAAGAAACACUUUGCCAGUCAGAAGACACUGGAGUUCUUUUGGAGACAGAACUGGGACCCAGCCUCCAGCACGGACAUUCUAUGCCACAUGAUGCCCUUCUACAGUUAUGAUGUUCCCCACACGUGUGGUCCCGACCCCAAGAUCUGCUGCCAGUUUGACUUCAAAAGACUUCCUGGUGGGCGGGUCAGCUGUCCCUGGAGGGUCCCCCCUCAGCCAAUCACGGAUGGGAACGUACAACAGAGGGUUCAGAUGCUGCUGGACCAGUACAGGAAGAAGUCCAAGCUGUUCCGAACCAAGGUGGUGAUGGUCCCCCUAGGGGAUGACUUCCGCUAUGCAGAGGCCUUGGAGUGGGACCAGCAGUUCCAGAACUACCAGAAGCUCUUUGACUACAUGAACUCUCAUCCAGAACUACACGUCAAGGCUCAGUUCGGCACCAUCACGGAUUACUUCAAUGCUCUUCGUAAAUCGGCCAUAGACCCCGGUCACGCUAGUGCCUCUUUACCGGUGGUCAGCGGCGACUUCUUUACCUACGCAGACCGAGAUGACCACUACUGGAGUGGCUACUUCACCUCCAGACCCUUCUACAAACGCCUGGACCGUGUGCUGGAGUCACACCUCAGGGCAGCUGAGAUCCUUUACUCCCUGACCCUGGCUAAUAUUCAGAGGUUUAGGAAGCUGAAUGAUUUCCCAGCUGUGAAGAACAACAGACUGCUCACUGAAGCCAGGAGGAACCUGGGCUUGUUCCAGCAUCAUGACGCCAUCACAGGCACCGGCAAGGACGUGGUAGUGAUCGACUACGGUACCAGGUUGUUUCAUUCCAUUUUGAAUUUGAACCAAGUGAUUGUCAACUCCGCUCACUGGCUGGUGUUAAAGGACAAAAGUGCAUACAGUCACAAUCCGUCAAAAGCCUUUCUUCAAAUGGAUGACAUCCAGCCUGCUCAAGAUGCCCUGCCUCGAAAAACCGUUCUGAAAAUCAGCUCACAGCCUAGGUCUGUGGUCGUCUACAACCCCACGGAGCAGGACCGCACAUCAGUGGUGACCGUGUACGUGAACACGCCCCACGUGUGUGUGAUCACGGACCACGGUCAACCCGUCCCCGCUCAGGUUAGCGCGGUCUGGGAUGACUCCACCACAGCUUCCACAGAGGCCUUCCAGUUGUCCUUCGUAGCACAGGUGCCAGCGCUGGGUCUUGGGCUGUACCAGUUGAGUACGGCUGUGAGCGGCGGAGCGGAGACGGCAGAGUAUGUUUUCCUCAGACAAGGCGGCGAACUAUCCGUCAACAUGAAGCACUUCACCGUCAACAUCCCCCAGGACGCCUCCACCCCCCUCAGCAUCCACAACCCCCACCUCCAGAUCUGGAGCUCCCCCACCACCGGCCUGAUGGAGAGAUUGAAGCUGAAAGAGAACGGCUCAGAACACCAGAUCAAGGUGGAGUUUGCGUGGUACGGCACAACCAGCAACCGAGAUAAAAGCGGAGCCUACUUGUUCCUGCCCGACGGGGAAGCCAAGAUGUACUCUCCCGCCCGGUCUCCAGUGAUACGGGUAACCAAAGGAUCUGUGUUCUCUGAGAUCACCACUACCUUCGAUCACGUGACACACACUCUACGCCUGUAUAACGUUCAAGGUGUGGAGGGCCAGGCAGUGGAGAUCUGUAACUUGGUAGAUAUAAGGGGGGAGUUCAACCAUGAAAUUGCUAUGAGGUUAACAUCAGAUGUGGACAGCAAGGAUCGAUUCUUCACAGACCUCAACGGAUUCCAGAUCCAGCCCAGAAGAACCAUGGCCAAGCUUCCCCUUCAAGCCAACUUCUAUCCCAUGACCAGCAUGGUCUACAUCCAGGACCUCGGUACCAGACUGACCCUGCUCACUGCACAGUCUCUGGGCUCUGCUAGCCUUGUGAGUGGCCAGUUGGAGGUGAUUAUGGAUCGUCGGCUGAACCAGGAUGAUAACCGCGGGCUGGGCCAGGGUGUCCUGGACAACAAAGUUACCGCCAGCACUUUCCGCCUGCUCCUGGAGAAGAGGACCAAGACCGAUGGGGGGGAGAAACGCUCUCCCAUCAGCUACCCGUCUCUGCUGAGUCACGUGUCGUCGCUGUACCUGAACCACCCUCUGAUCUCCAUGGCUGUCAGCACGGAGGCACAGUCCCUGUCCUUGUCCGCCUUCACCCCGCUGGCCUCAUCGCUGCCCUGUGACAUCCAUUUGGUCAAUCUACGCAGCAUACAGUCCAAGGAGGACGGGGGUGGUCCGUCGGACGAGGCGGCUUUGAUUCUGCACAGAAAAGGCUUUGACUGCGCCUUCUCCAAUAGGAACACAGGGCUACUGUGUGCCACCACGCAGGGGAAGAUCCACACGGAGAAGCUGUUUUCAGAACUGAGAUUCCAGAGCAUCAUCCCUGUAUCCCUGACUCUGAUGCAUACGACUGAGGGAGGGUCGAGCAAAGAGGAAAUCAGACUGAAACCAAUGGAGAUCAGCACAUACCGCGUACAGCUGACAUGACAGCUGGCCAGAGAGCCUAGUCAGUGCCUGCCAUGGCACAUGCCCAAAAUCUGGCCUCUGUUCCUGUGCCGAAAAACAUUGUCAGCGAGGCUAUGCAGAAGCCUAGGGACAUAGUACAUCCUUGGAACAGACGGAA